AAAAAAAGAAAACGAUAGAUUAAUAAAUUUAUCUGUAAAUAUGUAAUUAUGAUGAUGGUGGUUGCUAAGUGUUUCUUUUUUUUUAGUACAACCAUCAUCGACGACAAAAAUGGCAGCUAUUGUGAUGAUUCUCAUCGUGAUCAGAAAAAAAUGUUCAAUUAUAAUUGUUGAUCAUUUGUGACUGUUUUUUUUGUGUGUGUAUGUGUAUGUGUGUGUGUGAUUUCCAAUGAUUUCCAUUUUCCGUUUGCUACGUCAAUAAUUAUAAAAAUAUUUGAAAAAAACAAAUCUGUUUUCAAUCAAUUAACGGCGAAAUAUUUGUCAGUUAAACUAAUGUCGUCUCUGUCGCAAAAAUCAUAUCCAUAUCAGCCAUUAAAUACGAAUAUAAUAACGAAUAAUGGUUCAUCAUCAUCAUUAUCAUCGCAUAAGAUAUCGAAGAAUUUUAUGAUUGCCCUAUUAAUGGGCAUGACAUUUGGUUUCAGUUUUGCCUACCUGUUGAUCAGUGUUGUGAAUUGGGAUUCAUUGAAAGGAAUUAGUUUUCUAUCAUAUAGACAAUCAGAAUUUGAUGAUUAUCAUAAUCAUAAUAAUCAUCAUGAUCAUGAUUUCGAUCCACAUCAUCAUGAACAAUUAGAUUCGGUGACUGGACCUAAACUUCCGGUAUCAUUUCAUGAUUUAGAUGAAAUAUUUCACAAAGAUGAAGAUAUAGUUGCUCGUCAUCUAUCGAAAACCGUGCGUAUUCUAUGCUGGGUGAUGACUGCACCGAAAAAUCAUCAAGAAAAAGCUAAACAUGUGAAAGAAACAUGGGGAAAACGUUGUAAUACAUUGAUAUUUAUUAGCUCAGAAGCGGAUUCAUCCUUACCGGCAAUCAAAUUAGAUGUUCCAGAAGGUAGAGAUCAUCUUUGGGCCAAAACUAUUGGUGGAUUCAAUUAUUCUUAUCAUCAUCAUCUGAAUGAUGCCGAUUGGUUCAUGAAAGCUGAUGAUGAUACAUAUGUGAUUUUGGAAAAUCUUCGAUAUUUCCUUUCAUCUCAUGAUCCUACGGAACCUGUUUAUUUUGGCUGUAAAUUUAAGCCAUAUGUUAGUCAAGGUUAUAUGAGUGGUGGUGCCGGUUAUGUUCUCAGUAAAGAAGCAUUGAAAAGAUUUGUCGAAAUCGGUUUGGCCAAUGAUCAUCCGGAUAAAUGUUAUGAUAAAGAAGAAGGUGGUGCUGAAGAUGUUGAUAUGGGCUAUUGUCUUGAAGCAUUAAAUGUAACCGCUGGUGAUUCAAGAGAUUCAUUGGGUCGUGGUAGAUUCUUUCCAUUCGUACCGGAACAUCAUGUCGUACCAGGUCAUGUGGAUCGAAAUUUUUGGUAUUGGAAAUAUAUUUAUUAUCCAUCACAAGAGGGCCUAGGAUGUUGCAGUGAUACAGCCAUAUCAUUCCAUUAUGUUAGUCCAAAUAUGAUGUAUGUUCUUGAAUAUUUAAUCUAUCAUCUUCGUCCAUAUGGCAUAUCAAGUUAUGUUCGUCCACAAGAUCAAAAAUUACUUGAACAUCACCAACAACAAGAAUUGCAAACAAAAACCAUCCCAGUGGAAGAAAUCACCAAGAAUGAUGAUGAUAAUAAUAAUAAUAAUGUUGAACAUCGUAAUAUUAACGAAUGAAAAUUUAAAUAUUUUUUCAACAAAGAUCUCUUUCAACACCGAAUCCAUUAUCAUCAUCGAUAUAAACACCAUCAAGUGAUUCUCAUCCUUGUGAUCGAUAUAUAUUCAAGAAAACAUUCCCAUUUAUUAGAUUCAAAUACAACCAAUUCAAUAAUAACCGUA
Molecule: messenger RNA, 1791 nt
Organism: Dermatophagoides farinae (American house dust mite)
Lineage: Eukaryota; Metazoa; Arthropoda; Arachnida; Sarcoptiformes; Pyroglyphidae
Product: glycoprotein-N-acetylgalactosamine 3-beta-galactosyltransferase 1
Cellular component (GO): membrane
Molecular function (GO): N-acetylgalactosaminide beta-1,3-galactosyltransferase activity
Source: RefSeq, a predicted model, not a curated record